AUGGGCCACGAUUGUAGCUGGAUUAGGAACUUUUCAGUUUGGUUACCAUUUGGUACGUAUUUCAUUUGCAUGAAUUUUUCACCACCGGCUCUAACAAAGGCUGAACUCAAUGCACCAGAAGAUAUCAUUACUUGUGCUAUUACCCGCCACGGACCACUUCCUCACUAUUCAGAUACAUUCUGGGCACAUCAUGGCCGAGAAACUUGCAUAGAUAUGGGGCAUAUGGGGGUUGCUAUGAUGACGACAAUGUUCACGGUUGGCGGUUUUGUGGCAUCAAUAUUGGCAGGUUCUUCAUAUGUUUCAGCCAAUGUUGGACGUAGGUCCAUGUGCAUGCUAAGCUCUUCCAUGUAUGUUGUUGGUUCUGCCCUUAUUAUGUGGGCAAAUAGUCUUUUAGCAAUUUGCAUUGGCCGGUUUAUUGCUGGAUUAGGAGCAGGCUCUUCGUUGGUUAUGGGUCCAUUGCUCAUCAGCGAGUUAACUCCUCCCAAUCAUCGUGGUUUAUUGGGGUCUUUGGUACAAUUGGCCGUUGCAAUUGGAAUAUUAUCGGCACAAUUGGUGUCGUACGUUUUCGCUAAUAAUCAGCAAUGGAGACUAAUUUUCUUCGUUGCAACUAUUAUGGGACUUGUUCAGUUUGUCGCCUUGUUCACCACUCAUGAAUCUCCCAAGUGGAUGGUUAUGAAUACGGGUGAUGUUCAUGGUGCUACGUCAAUUCUCCACGACUUGAGAUCCACACGGCUGCGAGCUCAAAGAGAGCUUAAACAUUAUCGUCGUCUUUCCAAGGUGGUUGAUGAUGAAGAAGCAACGACUGAGCAGUCUCCCCUAGUAGCCUCGAGAGAACCGACUACAAGUGAGUCUGGUAGUUCUCAAGUCGCAAAUGCCGAAGAACCAACAGAACCGGUUCAUGCUACACCUUUCGAAUUUAUGACCUCACUGGAAUACUGGCCCCAGUUUCGUGCUGUUGCGCUUCUUCUUACGGGACAGCAGCUCUGUGGAAUGAAUGGAAUCACCUUUUAUGGGGUAUCUUUCCUUUCUCCCAUUUUCAAAGAUCCAUUGAUGAUUGCUUGUUCAAUUUCUUUAUGCAACGUUAUUUGUGCAAUUGCAGUGUCGCCUGUAGUUGAUAGGUGGGGCCGAAAACCUUUGGUGUUACUUUCCGUGGUUACCAUGAGCAUUUGUGCAUUCGCUAUUGCUAUAGGAAUGCAGUUUCAGAUUGAAGCUGUGGUUGCAAUUGCUUGUUUUGGGUUUGUUGCUGGAUAUUCUGCGGGAAUGGCACCAAUUCCGUUUUUGAUGAUAUCCGAAUUGGCACAUCAUGAAUCUGUGGGAGCAGCACAGGCAGUUGGAGGUGCCUUAAACUGGUUAGCAAAUAUCUCACUUGCGUAUUUUUUUCCAUUGGUAGAAGCCAAAUUGGGAGGUUGUAUUUUUUAUGGGUUUUCUGCAAUUAGUGCUGGUUAUGCCAUUUCAAUUGCGCUAUAUGUUCCAGAAACUCAUGGUAAGUCCCACGAAGAGGUAUGGGAUAGCAUAUAG
This is a messenger RNA of Meyerozyma guilliermondii ATCC 6260, 1518 nucleotides long. RefSeq names its product Hgt20p (gene HGT20). Gene Ontology annotation, biological process: monosaccharide transmembrane transport. Lineage: Eukaryota; Fungi; Ascomycota; Pichiomycetes; Serinales; Debaryomycetaceae. The coding region runs from base 1 to 1518 and encodes 505 amino acids. The record is from RefSeq and is a predicted model, not a curated record. Gene Ontology annotation, molecular function: hexose transmembrane transporter activity. The transcript has a single exon. Gene Ontology annotation, cellular component: membrane.